Tribolium castaneum (red flour beetle) is the source of this 1282-nucleotide messenger RNA. RefSeq names its product serotonin-gated chloride channel mod-1-like. The record is from RefSeq and is a predicted model, not a curated record. Gene Ontology annotation, biological process: regulation of membrane potential; signal transduction; chemical synaptic transmission. Gene Ontology annotation, cellular component: plasma membrane; synapse; neuron projection. Gene Ontology annotation, molecular function: chloride channel activity; transmembrane signaling receptor activity; transmitter-gated monoatomic ion channel activity involved in regulation of postsynaptic membrane potential. NCBI's taxonomy places the organism in Eukaryota, Metazoa, Arthropoda, Insecta, Coleoptera, Tenebrionidae. The transcript is spliced from 4 exons. Bases 1 to 573 code for a protein of 190 amino acids.
AUGGCGAAAUUCGUCGAUUGUUUUAUGUUGAUGGGCACUGCCCUUUCGCUUCGCCCAGAAAUGGGACGCCCUCUCCUGCAAGAUGUUGGCACAACUCGGGUGAACCUCUCCUUAAUGAUCCAGGAAUUUAAAAUUUUUGAAAGUAAAUACUUGGAGAUCGAGUUAGGGGGCUUGCUGACCCAGCGAUGGAUCGAUCCACGUCUUGGGGCGAAUAUCAGGACCCGGAAAAUGGCAAUAAAUGGGCAAAUUUGGAAACCUAAAAUCGUAAAUGUAAUUGGAGAAAGGAGAAAAAGUGUUGAAGACAGCGCUUUUUGGAGGGGUUUUGAGGAAAAUGUUGUCCUGAGCGAAAAAAUCAGCGUUAGGAGUUUGUGUACUUGGGAUUAUCACAAAUUUCCGUUUGAUACACAAAUGUGUGACGUUAAAUUUGGAUCGUUUAGGUUUCCUGCUGACGAAGUUGAGUUAAUUUGGGAUUUGACGGCGGUACAAGUGACCGCAAAUUUGGAUUUCAAUGACUUUGAGAUUAAAAAUAUCGAAACAAGUGUUGAAAUCGAUAUAAGAAGUGAAGUUUUUUAGGUAAUUUCAGUGUUGCAGUUACACAAUUUGUUCUAAAACGCCAAUCAAAACAUCACAUUUUUUGCGUUUUUUUGCCUCUAUGUCUUCUCAGUUUACUCAAUUACUUAUCGUUUUGGAUGAGUAAGCAGUUUCGACGUUUUUUCAAUGUUAUAGUUUUAAUUUGCGUAUUAAUUUCGUAUCGUAUGUCAUGUUUUACGCACCCGACGCCAUAUUUGAAAGCAAGCGAUAUUUUUAUUUUAAUUUGUGGUUGUUUUUCCCUAAUAAUUCUUACCGAAACGUUUUUUAUGGAUAUUAUUACGACUUUGGACGACUUCCACUAUCCUAAGAAGAACUCAAAGUGGGUCUUAAAGCUCUCAUACCCAAUUUUUUACAUCUUUGUAAUGGCACUGUACGCAUUUUGGUAUUUGUGAUUGUAAUAAAAGUUUCUUAUUGAAAAAAAUGGAAUUGUUGCACUGAUUCGGGGAAAUACCCGGCCCUGGCAACAGUUAGGGGGUCACUGGUUUGAUGCUCCUCGGCCGGCAAGGCAGUCCGCUGCUCUGUCAGUGUCAGAUUGACAUAUGUUGGUUCAAAUCUGUGCUUUUUAUGAAUAAAUAUCAAAAUAUAAAUAAAUAAAACGCAGGUGGACCUUUAUACAGUCGCAAAAAUCCCACCGUUAUGUCUUUGGACGCCUUUAAACGCCCACCAAACCUCUAACCUCCGUGCAAAACAA